This is a messenger RNA of Leptinotarsa decemlineata (Colorado potato beetle), 1028 nucleotides long. RefSeq lists its product as uncharacterized. NCBI's taxonomy places the organism in Eukaryota, Metazoa, Arthropoda, Insecta, Coleoptera, Chrysomelidae. The record is from RefSeq and is a predicted model, not a curated record.
ACGAGGAUGAAAGUUGUGCAAGUGAUUUUGUUGUUUGUUUUAUUUUUCAUACUGAGUACUGCAUUUGGGAUUAUAAGAAAUAAAGAUGAGACACUGAUUGGGGAGGAAGAUCGCAGAGGUGCGGAAAAACUGGAGGAGCCCAAAAAAGUUGACGAAGCGAAAGCGGGCAGCGCUGUACGUAGUGUUUGGGCAGUUGGACAGAUCGAUAAAAAACAAUUAGAUUAUCAUCACGGAGACUACGCAGGUGGAUAUGGAGCUGCAGGUCCCGAUAAUUUAGGAUAUGCUGGUGUAACACCAGUUGGUCUCCAUGGAUAUAAUACGAGGCCUCAUCAGGGAGGUAAUUACGAACAUGGACAAGACGACUAUGGUCAUGGAUAUCCAUCUGGUGGAUCUGGUCUGAAGUACGACCACGGCGGAGGAGGGGUAGAAGCAUAUGGACAUAGUGACGGUGGUAUUGGAUAUGGACAUAGUGGAGGUGGUGUCGAAUUUGGACAUAGUGGAAGUGGUGUUGGAUAUGGACAUAGUGGGAGUGGUGUUGGAUAUGGACAUAUUGGUGAAGGUAAUAAUGUUGAAUAUGAUGGGGGAGCAACUGACUGUAGACAUACAGGCGGUGGUAUUGACUACGGCUAUGGACAUUAUGGUGUAAUUGGACACGAAUACACUGGUGGAGGACUGAACUACGGACAUAGUGGAGGAGGUGUCGCCCAUGGUUACGGAGGUGGCAGUUAUGGAGGCUCUGGAUUAGGAGGUAUUUUUGGAAAGAAGUUACCAUUGAAGAAGCUGCUUCUUCCAAUAGCGGGACUAGCUUUGCUUGGUGCUGCUGCUGCUUUAUCGACAAAUCCUGUUCUACUACAUCUUGGAACAAUAAGUGGUAGAAAAAGACGGUCAAUAUCUAAGAAAUCAUCUGGGAAAAUUUACCCAGGAAAUCCAUACGUUACACCAAUCAGAUUGUAGAUGUGACAUGAUUUGGAAUCAUGAUGUUUACCACUAAAACUGUAUCAUUUAUUUUGUAAAUAUUAAAUUCAUAU